This is a messenger RNA of Suillus subaureus, 720 nucleotides long. RefSeq lists its product as uncharacterized. The coding region runs from base 76 to 375 and encodes 99 amino acids. The transcript has 3 exons. Lineage: Eukaryota; Fungi; Basidiomycota; Agaricomycetes; Boletales; Suillaceae. The record is from RefSeq and is a predicted model, not a curated record.
CGUGCCACGGACACAAGUGAGUCGACCAUUCGCAGCUGGCGGCUAUACACAUCUAGCAACCCUUCAUGAAUCAAUAUGGGGGCUUACUACGACGAGAUCGAAAUCGAAGAUAUGGCAUGGGAUGAGGCAAAAGAUCUCUCCAAGCAGCUCACCAACUGCGAGGACAUCGCAACGUGUCCGAGCUGCAGUCUAAUCAUCAGACUUGAUUUUGAGGACGAAUCUCCAGAUGAUGAGGGGUCUGCAUCACAGGAAAGCGAAGAGGAUGAGGAGGAAAGUGACAACAGCGACGAUGACCAGUUCGAGGAUGCUCUUGAGAAGCUUACUUUAACUGAACCCAUCGGCAGCGUUGGUUGCAGCAGCAGCAUAAGAAAUUGAUUUCCUUACUCAUUCCCUCUCGAUGAUGAUGGUCUAUGAUGCACUACGAUAUUAAUGCAUGUACGUCAUCAACCUCUAUGAAUGCUCUUGCUAAUCACAAUUCAUUUUUCGACAUUAGUACUCUGAACAUAUAAUAUUCUCAUGUGAGGUUCAUUGUCAUCGAUUGACAUGAAUGGGAAUCAGUUUCCUUCAUAGCGCGGAUACAAGGGUCGCUCAUACUGGGUAGAUCUCCCUAUACUAGAAAGUGCCCUUUAAAUAUCAACUUUACUUUUGGAACUUGCAGAGUCACAGAUACAACCAGUGAAUCGCGUCAGAAUUCACGACUUAACCGAGUCAUGUUACAAG